Messenger RNA from Hirsutella rhossiliensis, 366 nucleotides. RefSeq names its product MULE transposase domain-containing protein. The coding region runs from base 1 to 366 and encodes 121 amino acids. The record is from RefSeq and is a predicted model, not a curated record. NCBI's taxonomy places the organism in Eukaryota, Fungi, Ascomycota, Sordariomycetes, Hypocreales, Ophiocordycipitaceae. The transcript is spliced from 2 exons.
AUGGAUAAUACGUAUAAGGUCAACCGCUUUAACAUGCCGCUUCUACAGAUCAUUGGCACAACAGGGCUACACAAGAGCUUCAGUGUAGGCUUUGGCCUCACUGCCAAGGAAGACGAAGGCGCGUUCCAAUGGAUCCUCUCACAGUUGCGUGAGGCUGGUCGGCAGGCUGAUAUUCCGGACCCGGGCGUUGUGAUUACCGACUUUGAUACCGCCCUGAAGAACGCCCUUGACUCUAUCUUCCCAUCAACGCAACAACAAGUAUUCAACAUGCCUCACAACUGGCAGAUCAGUGCGUUGAGCAACAAGAUGAUCGUGAAGAUGACGAUGGAAACCCAAUACUACCCCGGCUCCAAGGCGGACUUUUGA